CCCUCCCCCUCCCUCCUCCCGGGUCGGAGUGUCCCUGCGCCCCAAGGGCCGGAGCAGUAGCGAGAGCAGUUUCCCCGGUCCCUCCCCUCCGUCUCACUCACCCCCACCCCCCCCGCCGAGCGAGGAGGAGCUGGAGGAGAGGAAGAUGGCGGCGGCCGCCAGCACCCGCGGUGCCGCUGGGCCGCUCCGAGGAGCCUGAGAAACCCACAGAGGCUUCGCGGGAAGACGCGGCGGCGGAGGAUGAGCCUGCAGAGCGCGCAGUAUCUCCGAGUGUCUUAAAGCCAUUCUACCUUAGGAGAAAUUGGAUGUUCUUGCAGAUAGUCAUUGUGGGAGAAAGCGUUCGUUUAAGUCCCAGAUGCGGACCGGAAACAUGAAAUCAGAAGAGCGUCUGAAUUCAAGUAAUAUUAGGCAGGCAGAAGUCCUGAAGGCUGACAUGACAGAUUCCAAGCUGGGUCCAGCCGAGGUCUGGACAUCCAGGCAGGCUCUGCAGGACCUGUACCAGAAAAUGCUAGUUACGGACUUGGAAUACGCAUUAGACAAGAAAGUAGAGCAGGAUCUCUGGAAUCAUGCCUUUAAGAAUCAGAUCACAACACUACAAGGCCAGGCAAAGAAUCGAGCAAACCCGAAUCGGAGUGAAGUUCAGGCAAACCUUUCUCUGUUCCUAGAGGCAGCUAGUGGCUUCUACACUCAGUUAUUACAAGAACUGUGUACAGUGUUCAAUGUUGAUUUACCGUGCCGUGUGAAGUCUUCCCAGCUGGGAAUUAUCAGCCAUAGACAGACGCACACCAGCGCCGUAGUGAAGCCACAGUCCAGCUCCUGUUCCUACAUCUGCCAGCACUGCCUCGUUCACCUGGGGGACAUCGCUCGAUACAGAAACCAGACCAGCCAGGCAGAGUCCUACUAUCGGCACGCAGCGCAGCUGGUCCCCUCUAACGGUCAGCCUUACAAUCAGUUGGCUAUCUUAGCUUCUUCCAAGGGAGACCAUCUGACCACAAUUUUCUACUACUGCAGAAGCAUUGCUGUGAAGUUCCCUUUCCCAGCUGCCUCCACUAACCUACAAAAAGCACUUUCUAAAGCACUGGAAAGCCGGGAUGAGGUGAAAACCAAAUGGGGCGUUUCUGACUUCAUCAAGGCCUUUAUUAAAUUCCACGGCCACGUGUACCUGAGUAAGAGCUUGGAAAAGUUGAGCCCUCUUCGAGAAAAAUUGGAAGAACAGUUUAAGAGGCUGCUGUUUCAGAAAGCUUUCAACUCUCAGCAGUUAGUUCACGUCACUGUCAUUAACCUGUUUCAACUUCAUCACCUUCGUGACUUUAGCAACGAAACGGAACAGCAUAGUUACAGCCAAGAUGAGCAGCUGUGUUGGACACAGCUGUUGGCCCUCUUUAUGUCUUUUCUUGGCAUCCUGUGCAAGUGUCCUCUCCAGAACAAGUCUCAGGAGGAAUCCUACAACGCCUACCCCCUUCCCGCGGUCAAGGUCUCCAUGGACUGGCUGAGACUCAGACCCAGGGUCUUUCAGGAGGCAGUGGUGGAUGAAAGACAGUACAUUUGGCCCUGGCUGAUUUCUCUUCUAAAUAGUUUCCACCCCCAUGAAGAGGAUCUUUCGAGUACUAAUGCAACACCACUUCCAGAGGAGUUUGAGUUACAAGGAUUCUUGGCUCUGAGACCUUCUUUCAGGAACUUGGAUUUUUCCAAAGGCCACCAGGGGAUCACAGGAGACAAAGAGGGGCAGCAGCGGCAGAUACGGCAGCAGCGCCUGAUCUCUAUAGGCAAAUGGAUCGCCGAUAAUCAGCCGAGGCUGAUUCAGUGUGAAAAUGAGGUAGGGAAAUUAUUGUUUAUCACAGAAAUCCCAGAGUUAAUACUGGAAGACCCCAGUGAAGCCAAAGAGAACCUCCACCUACAAGAGACACCCACGACAGAGUCGCUGGCUGCGGACGGGAACCCGGGGCUGAAGUCGGUGCUGUCCACGGGCCGAAAUCUAAGCAACAACUGUGACACCGGAGAGAAGCCCGUGGUCACCUUCAAAGAGAACAUUAAGCCCCGAGAAGUGAACAGAGAGCAGGGAAGAAGUUUUCCUCCCAAAGAGGUAAAGUCCCAGGUGGAACUCAGAAAGACUCCAGUGUCUGAAGCCAGGAAAACACCCGUAACUCAAACCCCAAGUCAAGCAAGUAAUUCCCAGUUCAUCCCCAUUCAUCACCCUGGAGCCUUCCCUCCUCUUCCCAGCCGGCCAGGGUUCCCGCCCCCAACAUAUGUUAUCCCCCCUCCUGUGGCAUUUUCUAUGGGCUCAGGUUACACCUUCCCAGCUGGUGUCUCUGUCCCAGGAACCUUCCUUCAGCCUACAGCUCACUCUCCAGCAGGAAACCAGGUGCAAGCUGGGAAACAGUCCCACAUUCCUUACAGCCAGCAGCGGCCCUCUGGACCAGGGCCGAUGACCCAGGGACCUCAGCAACCACAGCCACCCUCCCAGCAACCCCUCUCAUCUCUACCAGCUCAGCCAACAGCACAGUCUGCAAGCCAGUUGCAGGUUCAAGCUCUAGCUCAGCAACAGCAGUCCCCUACAAAGGCUGUACCAGCUUUGGGGAAAAGCCCUCCUCACCACUCUGGGUUCCAGCAGUAUCAACAGGCAGAUGCCUCCAAACAGCUGUGGAAUCCCCCUCAGGUUCAAGGCCCAUUAGGGAAAAUCAUGCCUGUGAAACAGCCCUACUACCUUCAGACUCAAGACCCCAUAAAACUGUUUGAGCCGUCAUUGCAGCCUCCUGUGAUGCAGCAGCAGCCUCUCGAGAAGAAAAUGAAGCCUUUUCCCAUGGAGCCAUAUAACCACAACCCCUCAGAAGUCAAGGUCCCAGAAUUCUACUGGGACUCUUCCUACGGCGUGGCUGAUAGCAGAGCUGUGAUGGCCCAGCAAGCGAGUUUGGACCGCAGGGGCAAGCGGUCACCAGGUGUCUUCCGUCCAGAGCAGGACCCUGUGCCCAGGAUGCCAUUUGAGGACCCCAAAGGCUCCCCUCUGCUUCCUCCGGACCUGGUAAAGAGUCUGGCGGCCUUGGAGGAAGAGGAAGAGCUGAUUUUUUCUAACCCUCCUGAUCUUUACCCAGCUCUGCUGGGGCCUCUCGCCUCUCUUCCUGGAAGAAGCCUUUUUAAAUCCUUAUUGGAGAAGCCCUCCGAGCUCAUGUCACAUUCAUCCUCCUUCCUGUCCCUCACCGGAUUCUCUCUCAACCAGGAGAGGUACCCGAAUAACAGUGUGUUCAACGAGGUGUACGGGAAAAACCUGACGACCAGCUCCAAGGCCGAGCUGAAUCCCUCGGUGGCGCCGCAGGAGACGUCACUGUACUCCCUGUUCGAAGGGACCCCAUGGUCCCCAUCGCUUCCUGCCAGUUCAGGUCUGGACCGCUCUUUAAAUUACAGACCUGAUGUGACCGAUCAUUCAACACCAGCCAGCCAGUCUCCGCAUUCCUCUAAUCCAAGCAGCCUGCCAAGCUCUCCUCCAACCCACAACCAUAAUUCUGUUCCGUUCUCCAAUUUUGGGCCCAUUGGGACUCCAGAUAACAGGGAGAGGAGGGCUGCAGAUCGGUGGAAAACUGAUAAGCCAGCCAUGGGCGGGUUUGGCAUUGAUUAUCUCUCAGCAACAUCGUCCUCUGAGAGCAGCUGGCAUCAGACCAGCACCCCGAGUGGCGCCUGGACAGGCCAUGGUCCCUCCAUGGAGGGUUCCUCCGCUGUCCUCAUGGAGAGCCUGAAGUCUAUCUGGUCCAGUUCCAUGAUGCAUCCUGGACCCUCCGCUCUGGAGCAGCUGUUAAUGCAGCAGAAGCAGAAACAGCAGCGGGGACAAGGCACCAUGAACCCUCCACACUGAGGCCAGAGUGGCGACCCUGGGAACGAAGGCUCCAUAAACCACGGCAUGUUGGGCAUGCAGGCCUGGCCCACGCAGCCCCUGCGGGUGGCAGCCCUCUCUUCUGCUCCCUGCCGUCGAGAGGGUGUAAGUGUCCCACCAGCCCGCUGAGUGUGCACGAAAUGUCCGCAGUGCAGCAAAACGAAACACCGUCGGGAACUCUCCGUCCCCCGCCCCCCGGGGCCUUCCAGAGGGAGAGGAACUGCUGUUUGUCUCGCUCAGUUACCUGGUGGCAUCGCCGCUCACCUUCUCCGUCGUGCAUGUCCCCAGCCACGUGGGAAGUGAAAGCUGAGAAGGGAAGGCAGGUGGGAGAAGCCAGUGGGAACUUCUCAGUCCUUUUCUCCUCUUUGGGGAAUAAAACAGGAAUCCAUUAAUGAUUGCUUCGCUGACUGAGAAUACAGUUGGAAUUACUCCUCAACAUCUUUUAUUAUUGUUAUUUCUCUCAGUAGUAACAAGUCACACUGAAUUCUUCCACACACAGACGUGCUUCUUCUAGUCCGUGUGUAGCGAGGAGAGCCCCGGUCGCCGCUCCUGUGCGCGGUUGGCGGUGACAGGAUGGGGCUGCGGCCUCUUCAGCCAGUGGAGGUGCCCUGCCAGGGCGAGUCCAAGGCCUCACCGUCCACUCGGAGGUCCCGGGAGGCCCUCCUCUAGCCCGGAGACUCCAGCAGGAAACGCCCUCCGCUCUGUCGGUGCUCAAGCCCCAGUCGAGGGUGCAGUGUGGGUGGUGGUGCUGGGCUGGGCCAGCAGGCGGCCGCUGCAGGGUUUCCAGUGAGUGUCCAGGUUCCUGUACCUUUUGCGAUGGCGGGGCAGGCAGCGUCACAGGAGGCGGGCCAGUCUGUUUGUGGCCUGACGUUUGAUAGGUAGAAGCUCUCAGUGUGGUUAUUUCGUUGGGUUGGAUUCUGCGCCCCUGUCCCGCUUACCACCCCUCCUCCCCUCCCCGCUCCAUCCCUUUCUGCGCUUUGCUAUCCGCCAGUAAUUGUCUCUGUUCCUAACGUGUACGACAUCACGCCAAGGAGCGACAGACAGCAUGGGGCCGAGCAGCCGGGCCCGAAAGACAGCGUGGAGAGGAAGGAAGCAGCGGCGCCUGAGCGGCCGCAGAGGGGCAGGGCCCGCGCCCAGCCACAGCCCCCGGCCUCCACCUUCAGAGCGAAAUGCAAGGCAGUGUGGACUCGUGUGCGUCACGCACAGAAGAAAACACGACGAGGUCCGUUCUGGAAGAAGCAGAAGACAGGAAAAUGAACUUUUACUGGUAUUUAUUGGGAGGAGAGAGGACUGAAAUUUUCCUUGUGUAGAAACAGGACAGCAUUUCUGUUAGUCAUUUCCUGGGAAAAUGGUAUUUUAAGUGGAAAUUAUGGAAACAAUCUAAAUGUCCAAUUGCUGUGCUAGUGGUAGGGUUUAUUUUGGGGGGUCUUGCCUCUGUGUGCACGUGCGUGUGCGCGGUCAGGUGGGCUGUGAGAGCUGGGGCAGCUGCAGAGCAGAGCGCGUCUGGGAGCCCCGGUUGCCCUGGAGUGGGGGCAGCCCCAGCGAUGGAAAGGGGUGAGAUCCACGCGCACUGCUCUUCAGAGAGGGCCGUUGGAGUCCCGUGUGCGUACAUCAUUGCUCUUUCAGUUUGACAUAGUGUUCGGGUUUUUUUGUUCUGUUUCUUUUUGGGGGAAGGUCUGAAAGGGUGGAACCCCCCCCCAACCCAAUGGCAAUAUGAAACCCUUUGUACUCUCCCCUGCCCCUUCCCUGUGCCCACCUCCCUCCGGCCCCUCCCUCCCAGGCCCCCGCCCUUCUUCCCUGCCCCACCUUGUGCGUGUGAGCUCUGCAUUCAGGCAGCUGCGACAUUCCAGUGUGCGACCCGUCACUGACUCGCACACCCUAGACCAGAUGACCAGGCUUGCCGACCCGCUCCCAGGGGCACCCGCAUCCCCUCUGCAGCCCCCUUUCUGCAUGAGCAUUUGGUGUUCGGAAUGUUUUCUGACUCUGGGGGCGCCCGCCUCGCCUUGCCGCCCUCCGUGUGCAGUGGGGAGGGAGGACAGUCUUCGUCCGAAGCUGGUUUUGUGUAGUAAACCUCCUUUGUGUUGCGUUGCGUUUUGGUUUGGUUUUCUGUUUUGUUUUGGUCUGUCUGUGCAAGACCUGCAGCUGCCGAAAUCAGCUUUGCCUUUAAUUAAACCAUGUUCUCUCCAACCAGA
Molecule: messenger RNA, 6054 nt
Organism: Artibeus jamaicensis (Jamaican fruit-eating bat)
Lineage: Eukaryota; Metazoa; Chordata; Mammalia; Chiroptera; Phyllostomidae
Gene: SMG7
Product: SMG7 nonsense mediated mRNA decay factor
Exons: 24
Coding region: 356-3844 (1162 amino acids)
Biological process (GO): nuclear-transcribed mRNA catabolic process, nonsense-mediated decay
Cellular component (GO): telomerase holoenzyme complex
Molecular function (GO): protein binding; telomerase RNA binding; telomeric repeat DNA binding
Source: RefSeq, a predicted model, not a curated record